Molecule: messenger RNA, 2055 nt
Organism: Aspergillus puulaauensis
Lineage: Eukaryota; Fungi; Ascomycota; Eurotiomycetes; Eurotiales; Aspergillaceae
Exons: 1
Coding region: 1-2055 (684 amino acids)
Source: RefSeq, a predicted model, not a curated record
AUGACCUCGCUCGCUCGGUCUGUUAGCCGCGUACACUCUUUUUCUACGAUUCUCGCUAUGAUCACACUCUUCUUUCUUCUAUUGUCUUUUGCUUCGGCUGGCCCGAUUUUUCUAUUCCAUCCGAAUAGAAAUGAUGCACUGGCUCCCUCCUCAACCACUUCGCUCGUCUCUAUCCACCCUCUCGUGGCCAGGAACGACGUCGACGAUGACCCCCUGGAGGUGGUCCCAUUCACUCCAGAUGCUAGCGAUCUUUCUACUAUAGAGUCUUCUACUCCUAUAGAAGCCGAUACUGCAACCUAUACCCCUAGUCCAAUGCCUACAGCCACAGAAGAGACCACCGUUACGACGAGCAUAACAACAGCACCCUCGCCUUCUGAUACAGAUGCUGAGUCCGCGACGAGGACUCCAACUCCCACAACCGAUGAGACCACCGCUGCGACGAGUAUGAUGACCUCCUCACCCUCUGCUACAGAUACUGAGGCCACAACACCCACUCCAAGUCCAGCAUCCACAUCCGAUGAGGCCACAAACACAACGAGUAUGGAAACUUCAACUACUCGGUCAACAUCUCCAUCUGGUUCAUCUACCCACUUAACAGCCGGGAUCAUUGAGGAACUUCCGAGCACCGGUCAGCCUACGUCGGCGCCUCUAAUCACUUCGUCUGCAUCUAUAUCUACAUCCUCAGGUGGCACUGAAUCUGGGAGUGAAAGCUCAUAUGGCUUGCAGACAUCAACGACUAGUACAAUGCCAAUCUCAAGUACGACUGAAAGUACAACUAUCUCUUCACAACAAAUCAUCCCAGUAGAGACAAAUUCAAGCAUGCAUGGGAUUAACUAUACACCGUCAUCAUCAAGUCCGAUUUUACCUGGCGCUACGGGUAUCCAAUCGUCUGUCGGUCAAGAGACAGCCUCAGCUGCAGAAGGUACAACCGGAACACAAUCUUCUAUGGAGUCGCAAACACAAACAAGCUCUACUCCCAUAAUCCCCACCACUACCAGCCCAACUGGUACCAGUAAUGGCAUUACAACUACCCCGGCAACCCCAACUAUAAUCAGAGUUACACCUGGCACAGACUCUCGGUAUCCUACGAGCGAAACGAUAUUCCCUGGGGGUGGCUCUGGGGACGAAUCUAGCCCGACCAUUAUAACUUCCACCUUCCAGUCAUCGCCAGUCCCUUCCGUUACAUCUGCUCCGACACCCACGUCGACGUCUACGAGUUCCCCCAUUUCCGAAGAAACGUCUAGCUCAACAGCUACUGUCACAGCAACCUCGACCAUUGUGCAGACGUCUACCUUAGCAGCAGAUGAACCGGAGCCAACAACAACAGCCACAUAUGCAGCUUCUAGCCCCGUUUCUGAGGAACCCAGUUCUACUACCACUGUUACAGAGGUCUCUACAAUUGUGCAAACGUCCACCUUACCAAGGGAUGCAACUUCCAGCCCCAUCGCAGAGGGCGAAACAACCCCAACAACAACAGUCACAGCGAUAUCUACCGUUGUGCAGACAUCCACUUUAGGAGCAGAAGAACCAGUGCCAACUACAGCUUCCAACGACCCUAUCAUGGAGGUAGAACCCGAGCCCACCUCUACAACCACAGUUACGGUGAUAUCCACCAUCGUCCAAACGUCCACGUUACCAGCCGAGACGGAAGAACCCGAACAAACAACAGCAACAAGUGCAACUACUACCACUCCAGACCCCAGCGCUGAGGAAGAACCAACUUCUACAACGACAGUCACGGUGAUAUCGACCAUUGUCCAAACGUCCACACUUCCCCAAAAAGAAGCUUCAGAAACUGCUCAAUCCCAAGAAACAUUCACAGUCGCUGCUACGAAAACGGAGACUCUGUCAAUGACGGCUACCGCAACGGCAACAGAAACUAUUACGGCUGCUCCCCAGAACAAUCUAAAUAAUAGCGGCAUUGGUGAUAGUGAUGAUGAUGACGAAUUAGCUAUUACGCCCUUCACGCCGUCUGGGUUCGCUACGAUCACAGUUACUGUGACUACGACCGUUACGGAAAAAGAGCCUGCAGAGACUGUGACGGUUACGGCGUAG